CCCUUUCCUCCUCAGUCUUAAAUCUAACAAAAUUAAAAAAACGGGAGCUGCACUCCUUCAAGUGACUCGACAACUUUCUGCCAAAGCGGGACAUCAUCCGAGGGUGGACUCCUGCGUGUGAACCCGCCCAAAAACCGCCAUCCACUCAAAAGUCCACUCAUCGAGGGGCACCGACUGUCUCAAAGUCGCAUUCUUUAUUUUCUUCGGAUUUUAUCUGUGUGAGCUUCGCGCUUCAACGCGGGACUCGAAGAAACCCUGUUAUCCAUAAGCCCCUCGGGUUUGGCGUGACAUUGCGCAAGACCGGACAGGGAACUAGGAUAUCGAUUCGUCAAACCUCGACUUGGAAUUCCCAUCAUUUUAAACAACCAAAAAUUAACACUAGCAGUUCGUCACCAUGACCGGUGCCACACCUAUUGAUAUUUCCACUCGGCAGACGACCUCGGUGUCGCCGCCGGGUCAACAGGCAUCUAAUCUGACCUCGGCGCUGCAAAGAGCGGGCAACGGUGAUCGUACAGGCAGCUUUUCACAUCUUCCCGGAGGAGGACUCGGCGUGUUCAAGGCACCACCACCUCGUAAGGACUCGAUUGGAGCAGCCACAGCACAAUGGGGGAACGGGACGAAACCUAUCUCGAUGUCGGGAUCCGCCCGCGACAAAGGUCGCCGUGAGUCGCUUGCAGGGAGUUUGGUGGGUGGUAUGAGCUGGGGUGGUGUAUCCGUUGGGAGUUGGAUACGUGACGAUAUCAUAAUGACUGGCACGUCGCCAUUUACCUUCCAGUCGCCAUCUUUCCAUUCCUCAUCGUAUCUCCCGAAGCUGGAAGCGAAUUUCAUGCGAGACUUUUCGUGCUGCGGUGUGACGUUACCGACACUCCAUGACCUAUUACAACACUACGAAGAAGCUCAUGCCACCAAGUCACCCAAUCAAGGCCACCGCCCAAGCCAGGGUGAGAAUCGAGCUGCCUUAGCGGCUGCCGCAAUCGCACAGCAACAGAACCAACAGCAUGGCAGCCAAGGACGUGGCCUGCAGCCCGACCGGACCCUGGACAUGCAGCGCAAAUUGGGCCAGAAUCCAUCUCCAUUGCAGCACGCAGAUCUAGACACAAUCGAUGACAUGGAGUUGGACGAUGCCCUGGGAGACGGAGACGGCUCAGCCUCGCAGAUGUUCUCUUCUCAGCUGCAUGAGGGUGGACAGGGCGGAUAUGGUAACUCCAACCAGCAGCAGUUAAAUCUGGGUAUGCUUCCAAGCCACCAAGGAUUCAGCACACCCUCGCAGCCUGGUACACCGAUCGGAUCUGGACGACCAAUUUCACUACAGAACAAUCCGACUGUCUCUUCUGUCAACACCCCGACCUUGAUGGCCAAUCCGCUUCAAAAUUCGCAAUUCCGAAAUACGCCCGAUUCAUCCGGACCAGGGACCCCGGCCGAAAUUGACGAAAGCAUGAUGGGUGGGUUUGGUGAUCUCAGUAUGCAAAAUAACACUAUGGGCCAAAACCAGAACCAGUUUGGCCGCUUCAAUGGGAACAAUAAUGACAUGGUCGAUCUUUGCAUCGAUGAACCGGCCAAACGGCUGUUCAGCCCCAGUGGCGGCAUGGGUUCGCCCAACGCCCACUUUAAGCUCAGUGGAGCUCAAUAUGGCCCGAAUAGCGAUAUUGCACGACGGAUCCGCGAACAACAAUUGCUCGCUGGGGUCCCAGACACCACCGUUAUUCUCCCCAACGAAGAACCCAAGCCGUUCCGAUGCCCCGUUAUCGGCUGUGAGAAGGCAUACAAGAACCAGAAUGGGCUCAAAUACCACAAAGCUCAUGGGCAUAAUAACCAACAACUUCAUGACAACGCCGAUGGUACGUUCUCGAUUGUCAACCCAGAGACAUCAGCGCCGUACCCUGGCACGCUUGGCAUGGAGAAGGAAAAACCCUACCGGUGCGAGGUGUGUGGCAAGCGCUACAAGAAUCUGAACGGACUCAAGUACCAUAAAUCGCACUCACCACCCUGCAACCCGGAUUUCCAGCUUGGAGGUCGUAACCUCGCCCUCGGCGGUGGAGUCAUGCAAGGGCAGAACAUCAACGUUGCUGGAGCUGGCCUCCCUGGAAUUGGCGAAGAAGGCCUUCUGUGA
This is a messenger RNA of Penicillium verrucosum, 2110 nucleotides long. RefSeq names its product zinc-coordinating transcription factor SFP1. Lineage: Eukaryota; Fungi; Ascomycota; Eurotiomycetes; Eurotiales; Aspergillaceae. The coding region runs from base 395 to 2110 and encodes 571 amino acids. Gene Ontology annotation, cellular component: nucleus. The record is from RefSeq and is a predicted model, not a curated record. The transcript has 3 exons.